AUGUCUAACCACCUCGACGCACCAUUGUCUACGCAACCUGGCUGGCAGGGACAGUAUUCAUACUUGGCUCCCGAAAGCAGCAUCUUCUCCCAACCGUACGAAGCCAGAAAUGAGAGCGCGGGUGCUUCGCAGCCGCGAUCUACCGCUGGUGGGCCUGGCCAGCUGGACGUCUCUGUGAAGCUGGAUGCAAGCUCACCCGAAGCCCAUCAGAAGAGUCCAGAGGCCCUAUCACCAGUCAUCAAGCAACGAUCUCCCUCCGUGGAGCAGCCGGGACAACACCAUCUCGAGGCCUCGACACCAAGAACAGCAACGGCUCCAGCAAAUGAGCCACACUCGAUGGCUCAGGACACCUCCAGCUUUCCAAUGGCAUCGGCGCAAGCAGCCUCUGCGGUCCAAACGGACCAAGAGCCAGUGAGCUCGUCGGUCCCGAUCGCCAGCGAGGAAGAGACUGUCCUCCUGAAGGAAGAAGAUGAUGAUGUCUUCGACGAUGAUGACAUGGAUGGCGACGAGAAUCCCCGUGCCAAGAUCAAGCGACUUACGGCAGAUGAUCGUGACCGCAUGAUCAAAAUGCGAGCUGUGCCUGACGACUUUGACAACGUGCAGGCUCUUCACUCACCAUACGGCGCGGUCCAUGCGCUCGGGGCCCCAAUGGCUUCACCUGUUGAGUUCGGCUCCUCUGCAUACAGCGACCACAUGAUGAGACCUUUGAUGGUGGACGUGCGACGAAGCGAGGCAGAGGACCACAUGUCGCCAACCGGUCUGAGCCCAGCUUUUGGAAACAUCGGUUUCAGCGCCUCGGCUUCUUUAAGCAACUCUGAUAUACUAUCUCCCAUGUCCCCUACGGUCCACGAUCACCGAUACGGAUACAGCAGUCACCUCUCGCCCACGAGUGCCGGGCACAGACCAACCAAUGCCUUUGGUCGACAGACCAGCCUAGACCAGUCCAUGAUGCAUGGCCGACAACACGCUCGUCGCUUCAACCGCUCCAUCUUCGCGAGACGCUGUCAAGUCUACCAGCCGGAACAACUAAGUAGCGGCUCCUCAGGCUCCAGCGGCAUCGGCUACGACUCGGCCUCGUAUUCCACCCACGCUUCUCAGUCUCCGCCAAACAUCAACUACGCCAGCUACCAACCCUCCAGCUUGCAGUCCACUCCAGAACAGACUGCGGAAACAGAGCUCCUCGGCGACAUUCCCCUGGGCUCGAUCUUCGCAACCAGUAUAGAUCCUCCUCGCUCACUCUGCCAGCAGCCGCGACCUCUCCUCCGCACAUCGCACUUCAGCGGCACCUCUGCACCGAGCUACACAGCCAGCUACCCCUCCGCACCCCUGACUGCACCCAUGGACUUUGCACUUCCCCGCACUCCCGGCAGCGCAAGCACCGGCCCCCGAUCGGGUGUCCACGACUACUCGAUGCCUCAGAUGAGCGCACCCAUCGCGCCUCCACAUGAUUUUGCCCAGGCAUUCCAAGGCGCCAGCGUCAGGACCCCAAUGCGAGACACUUUCACUGGUGGUCACCAGGUGACCGAGCACCGCAGCGAUUACGGCACAGAUUUCGGUUCUGGAUCGGCCUUGAAGAGGAAGCGAAGCUUCACCAUGCCUGGAGGCGGGCCAGCUUCUCGGCCCGGAGCAUACGGCAACUCGACCUGA
Verticillium alfalfae VaMs.102 is the source of this 1647-nucleotide messenger RNA. RefSeq lists its product as hypothetical. The coding region runs from base 1 to 1647 and encodes 548 amino acids. The record is from RefSeq and is a predicted model, not a curated record. Lineage: Eukaryota; Fungi; Ascomycota; Sordariomycetes; Glomerellales; Plectosphaerellaceae. The transcript has 4 exons.